UACGUCAAAAUAAUAUUAUCUGAUAACCAUACAUCUCCUUCUGUUGUGUAGUUUAUACAAAUAUGGGAUAAAUUUAAGGACUACGAUGAAUAAAUCAAAUUCUAGAAAAAAUACAUAGAACUAUUGUACAAAAUGACUGACAAUCCGAAAGAGCAGAAACGGCGUACAUUUUUACGAAUAGAUAAUCGAGAGGGGCGGAGUCGCAUUCGUUUCACGGGCAUGCCGGCGCCGCCGCCGCAGUCGGGGCCCAUGCCGGGCGACAACCAGCCCAAUGUUGCCUUCCAGCGCGUCUCUGUACACGGCAUGCACACCAGUGGCGUCCCUUUGGAAGACCUGGAACGGUCAGCGUUGCUCUUGACGGAGGCCCUGAACUUACGUCGGCAUUACAUGGCGCUGGCUGGGCAAUCGUUCCAGCCUGACCUUGGACACGUACUUGCAACCGUCGACACCAACGCGCCCCGCUACCACGUUUCUAUGAACUUUAGUAAAAUACUCAAGGAAUGGGAUUACGACGCUGCCGAAGCGAGUGUUAAUAAUGAUGAUAACACUGAAGAUUUAUCGUUCCCGUUCAAUGUCCAGUCCCGCAUGGCCCACAAUUGGUCCAACUCAGGAAUGCCAGUGAUCGACGAGAUGGAAAAUGAAGAAAACCUCAAGUCUCCUGAACACAGCAGAUCCAGCGAGAGCCAUGAAAAAGUACCCACGGAAGAGGAUAUGGAUUCAUGGGCGUGCUUCACACCUGCCGACAAGCAUUACGUGUUCCGUUGGUGCGAAGGUGUGGUGCAAGUGUUUCGCAACGAGAAGGACGCGGAGCUUUUACAGCCGCUGCCCUACGAGUGCGUCUCCUUCUCUAAGUAUGUAGAAGACAUGGCUAAGCUCAGCAGGAUGAUUACAGAUGGCCCUCUGUCAUCGUUCUGUUUCCGGCGCCUAAGCUACCUGUUCUCCAAGUUCAAAAUGCACGUGUUGCUCAACGAAAUUCACGAGUUGGCGCUACAGAAGGCCGUGCCCCACAGGGACUUCUACAAUAUUAGGAAAGUGGACACUCAUAUCCACGCGGCGUCAUGCAUGAACCAGAAACACUUGUUGCGUUUUAUGAAGCGCGCGCUACGACAGCGGCCGGCAGAGUUAGUGUCGAAGUCUGGCACGAGCACUCUUAAGUCAGUUUUCGAAGAUUUGCGCCUCAACGCGCACGACCUUAACGUCGAUCUGCUAGACGUCCACGCGGACCGCAAUACGUUCCACCGCUUCGACAAGUUCAAUGCCAAGUAUAACCCGAUAGGUCAGAGCAGGCUGCGCGAAGUCUUUCUCAAGACUGACAACCAUAUAAACGGCUUGUAUUUCGCUAGCAUAAUAAAGGAGGUCAUAGGCGAGCUGUCGGAGAACAAGUACACGUACGCUGAGCCCCGGCUGUCGAUCUACUGCAAGAAGAUAGACGAGUGGGCGCGGCUCGCAUCGUGGGCGCUGAGGUACGGCGUGCGCUCGCCGCAUGUGCGCUGGCUGGUGCAGGUGCCGCGUCUAUACGACAUCUACCGUAACAAGAAACUUCUAAAGAACUACCAGGAGUUUCUCAGCAACUUGUUCGAGCCGCUGUUCGAGGUGUCCAUCAACCCCAGCUCCAACCUUGAGCUGCACCAGUUUCUCACGCAAGUGAUAGGUUUCGACAGCGUGGACGACGAGUCGAAGCCGGAAAACCCUCAUCCACAGGAGAGCAUGAAGCGGCCUAUGGAGUGGUGCGAAGAGGUGAACCCGCCAUACGCCUACUACCUCUACUAUUUGUACGCCAACAUGACUGUGCUCAACCAUAUACGCAGGGAGCAGGGUUUGAACACUUUUGUGCUGCGUCCUCACUGCGGCGAGGCGGGGCCCGUUGCACAUCUAGCAGCCGCCUUCCUGCUCGCUGAGAACAUCUCACAUGGACUUAUACUUAGGAAGUUCCCAGUUAUGCAGUACCUGUACUACUUAGCUCAGAUCGCGAUCGCGAUGUCUCCUCUCAGCAACAACUCCCUCUUCCUCCGUUACCAUCGCAACCCGCUGCCCGAGUUCUUCGCGCGCGGGCUGCCAGUCACGCUCAGCACUGAUGACCCUUUACAGUUCCAUUUCACAAAAGAGCCGCUCAUCGAGGAGUACAGCAUCGCAGCGCAGGCGUGGAAGCUGAGCUCCUGUGAUAUGUGUGAGCUUGCGAGGAACUCCGUUCUUAUGUCCGGCUUUCCGCACGAGAUGAAGCAGCGCUGGGUGGGCGACCAGUACCAGCGGUCGGGUGCGGCGGGCAACGACAUCACGCGCACCAACGUGCCCAACGUGCGCGUCGCCUACAGACAUGAGACGCUGCUCGACGAGCUACGCAACUUGUUCGGUGAAAUGGCUAUGAAAUAAAAAAUGUCUGAUUGAUAAUAAAU
Papilio polytes (common Mormon) is the source of this 2393-nucleotide messenger RNA. Its product is annotated as AMP deaminase 2-like. The record is from RefSeq and is a predicted model, not a curated record. Lineage: Eukaryota; Metazoa; Arthropoda; Insecta; Lepidoptera; Papilionidae. The coding region runs from base 133 to 2370 and encodes 745 amino acids. Gene Ontology annotation, cellular component: cytosol. Gene Ontology annotation, molecular function: AMP deaminase activity. The transcript is spliced from 17 exons. Gene Ontology annotation, biological process: IMP salvage; AMP metabolic process.